Rhizophagus irregularis DAOM 181602=DAOM 197198 is the source of this 543-nucleotide messenger RNA. The record is from RefSeq and is a predicted model, not a curated record. NCBI's taxonomy places the organism in Eukaryota, Fungi, Glomeromycota, Glomeromycetes, Glomerales, Glomeraceae.
AUGGAUAAAAAUAACAAUAAUAAUUCAAAUGGUAUAACCAAUUUAGAAUCCACUCCAACUGAGACUGAACGUAAGAAAAAGUUAAAUAAACUCAUUAAAAGGUAUGAUCACCUCCCAACGAAAAUGUAUCACUCCCCCUUAUCCAAAACUCAAGAAAACAAGUCCAAAUUCACAAACACCAAAUCAUUAUCAAGUAUUGAUAUUAAUGUCCAAUUGUCCUCACCUGAAGUUAUUAAGAAAUCUACAUCAACUCCUUCUAAAACAAUUAUUGAAGCAUCUUCAAUUACUGAAAUAACGAACUGGUGUUCACAAAUACAAGAGGAUUCGAGAAAUUCUGAUAAUAUAUAUUGUAAAAUAUCUGAUAAUAUUCCGUUUACAUUCAUAAAAUUUACUGAGCAAUUUCGGUUAUAUGUCCAACCAGUGUGUACGCCCUUAAACGCAGGCGCUGGAGGAGACCAGGUUUGCACUCGUUUUGUAUUGCGCAGUUGUGCAUUCAUAUUACCAUCUACGCCACCGCCUAACAAAGACACAAGAAUGUCCUGA